This is a messenger RNA of Moneuplotes crassus, 915 nucleotides long. The record is from the annotation of a GenBank genome assembly. NCBI's taxonomy places the organism in Eukaryota, Ciliophora, Spirotrichea, Euplotida, Euplotidae.
AAUAGAUAGAAAUGGACAUGGACCAAAGAGAAGAGAUUAAAUUAGAUGAUCUCAGGCCUGAUAUUGAAGAAUCGUCAGCUGAUGCAGCAGGGAUGGAGGAAGAUGAGAAUACUUAUCUAAAGCAGAAACAAAUGGUUGAUGCUUUCACUAAGACUAUCUCUUCCAGAACUAUUGCUAGAACUAUUAUUCCAAAGCUCUCAGUGCUUAAAUAAAGCUUUACAAAUGCAGAACAUCUUGUUUCUUUUAGAGAAAAUCCUUGAUGAGUUGUGAAAUAUGUGUUAUUAUAAUUCAGUGGUGUCACUAAUGGCAUGGAUUAUAGGUCUCCUGGUCUUCUUUGCAUAUCCCACAGGCAUGGGACUAAUCUGGUUGCAUGUAUUCCAUAUUCCAAGAGGUGUUUUUGGGCUUUUCCUCUGCUUCAAGAAAUUACCCAAUGUUCAUAGCCUUAUCGAGGAGAUUGGAGAGUUUGAUGAGCGUGAGAAGGAAGAGCAGUGGAAAUUUGAGAAAAUUGCAAAUCAUUUGAAAGACAAUUUUAAAAAUUAUGUGAUAAAGUCUGCAAAAAGUGCACAAAAAUUUUUGUUUAUCUACUUCAUCCUCUCUGCAAUUUGAGCGGUAUUCGAUACAAUUGGAAUGUUUAUUCAGGUGAUUAUGUUCGGAACAAAGGACAAUGUAUAUGAGCCAAUAUUCAUGAUAGCCUUAAUCUCCGUUUUAAUGGCUACUAAUUUGUCAUAUUUCUUGUACAUCGGCUCCUUUGUCUAUCGCAUCCCAGGGAAAUUCAGAAAGGAAGUACUCAAAAUCACAAUGGGUCAAGGUAACCAGCUUGUGGAAAGAGUCACUAAUAGCUUGAAGAAAAACAAGAAUAAUGAAGAAGCCAAGAACGGAUUUAGAAAAUAACUUAAUUCAAUUUCAAAGUCUUUG